Molecule: messenger RNA, 2251 nt
Organism: Spodoptera frugiperda (fall armyworm)
Lineage: Eukaryota; Metazoa; Arthropoda; Insecta; Lepidoptera; Noctuidae
Product: putative fatty acyl-CoA reductase CG5065
Exons: 10
Coding region: 294-1658 (454 amino acids)
Biological process (GO): long-chain fatty-acyl-CoA metabolic process
Cellular component (GO): peroxisome
Molecular function (GO): alcohol-forming very long-chain fatty acyl-CoA reductase (NADP+) activity
Source: RefSeq, a predicted model, not a curated record
CUGUCUGGUCCAUUGUCCGUAAAAAAUGACCAAUUAAAUUAUUUUACAAGACGAUCUUUAUAAAACAGACGUUUCGCAAAGAGUCUGGUUAAGCAACAUGGCCGCUACAGCUACAUAUGUGUAUUUACUGUAAAUAUUUAUCAUCAGACCGUUAAGAUUCAUUGUUGUGUCAAAUCCUUUACAAGCCAGGUGUGUUCAGUCGCAAUUUUUAACCGACCGCCAAAAGAAAGGGUGUUCUGUUAUUAAGUUUUAAUACUCGUGUCAAAGUGAAGUUUGUGUUGAUAAUUAUCAAAAUGGUUGUGUUGACGUCGAAAGAGAAGUCAAAUAUGUCUGUCGCUGAUUUUUACGCGGGAAAAAGUGUUUUUAUUACUGGUGGAACCGGGUUUCUGGGGAAGGUAUUUAUUGAGAAACUGCUGUACAGCUGCCCAGACAUCGACAAAAUCUACAUGCUGAUCAGGGAGAAGAAGGGUCAAUCUAUUCGAGAGAGGAUGACGAAAAUUGUGGCUGAUCCGCUCUUCAAUAGAUUAAAAGAUAAGAGGCCAGGUGAUCUGGACAAAAUAGUACUAGUACCCGGAGAUAUAACUGUUCCUGGAUUGGGAAUAUCAGAAGAAAACGAAACCAUAUUGACAGAUAAGGUAUCAGUGGUCAUCCAUUCAGCAGCCACAGUGAAAUUCAACGAGCCUCUAGCGACUGCGUGGAAUAUCAACGUGGAAGGCACGAAAAUGAUCAUGGCUUUGAGUCGCAGGAUGAAGAGGAUUGAGGUCUUCAUCCACAUAUCGACAGCAUACACGAAUACAAAUAGAGCAGUCAUCGAUGAAGUCCUGUACCCUCCACCAGCAGACAUCAACGAGGUGCAUCAGCACGUCAAAAAUGGGGUCACUGAAGAGGAAACAGAGAAGAUACUAAAUGGACGUCCAAAUACGUACACCUUCACGAAGGCAUUGACAGAACAUCUCGUGGCUGAAAACCAAGCCUACAUGCCCACUAUCAUUGUCAGACCUUCUAUUGUGGGUGCAAUCAAGGAUGACCCCAUAAGAGGCUGGCUGUCCAACUGGUACGGAGCGACUGGCCUCACGGUGUUCACCGCCAAGGGUCUGAACCGCGUCAUCCAUGGACACCCUAAUCACAUUGUGGACCUUAUCCCAGUAGACUAUGUCGCUAAUUUGGUGAUUGUGGCUGGAGCUAAGACUUAUCAUUCGAAUGAAGUGUCAAUCUACAAUUGCUGCAGCAGUUCCUGUAACCCCAUCACUAUGAAGCGGCUCGUCGGUCUGUUUAUAGACGAUGCUGUAAAACAUAAGUCUUAUGUAAUGCCGCUGCCUGGUUGGUAUGUGUACAGUAACUACAGGUGGCUGGUGUUUCUGAUCACAUUGAUAUUCCAGGUGAUACCAGCGUUUUUAGGUGACAUAGGGCGACGCCUGUUGGGGAAAAGUCCUCGGUACUAUAAGCUGCAGAACUUGGUCGCGCAAACGCAGGAAGCUGUGCACUUCUUCACUUCUCACACGUGGGAGAUCAAAUCGAAAAGGACGCGAGAACUAUUCUCGUCUCUUUCUCUCAUAGAUCAACGCAUGUUUCCAUGUGACGCAAACAGAAUAGGUUGGACUGACUACAUUACUGAUUAUUCCUCAGGUGUACGUAAGUUUUUGGAGAAGAAAAAAUAAUGUUUUUUUUAAAAAAUAAUAAUAUUGCUUUAAAUAAAUUAGAUUUAAUGCAUUACGCAAAUACUGGUUUGAUGAAAUGACUCGUAGUGACUUCAAUUGUCGCAUACGAUUUUAUAAGCCCAAGCGUGGUUUGAAAGUAGUCGAGUAAUUUCGCUUCAUGAGUAAAUCGUAUAAUAAUAAAAUAUGUGGCUUUACCCUUUCGAUAGAGAAAAUGCUGUUUUAGAUUGUAUUGUAUUGUAUUUAAGGUAAAAAAUUUAAUGGAUUAUGUCAUUUUAAUUUUAAGAAUUUAGGUAAUUGAGGAUUAAAAAUGUAUUUUAAUUUUAAGGCAAUGUAUUAAAUAAUGUUUGACUAUAAAUUAAAUUGUUUUAAGGAAAAUAAUAACCUAUACACUCCGGUUUACCUAAGAUUUCGUGUCGUUGAAAAUAACAUUUUGUACUUUAGAUAUCUUCCCUGUAUUAAUUAUUAUGUUAUCGGCUUACUCACGUAAUUGUUUGAAGAGGAAUUCGACUUGAUUGAAGCCAUGCUAGAGGUUGGAGGUAGAGGUUUGAUUUCCUCGUCAAAUAUAUAGUUAUGUGGGUAAGUCAAUAACAAAA